This is a messenger RNA of Penicillium cataractarum, 456 nucleotides long. RefSeq names its product RidA family protein. The coding region runs from base 1 to 456 and encodes 151 amino acids. The record is from RefSeq and is a predicted model, not a curated record. The transcript has a single exon. Gene Ontology annotation, cellular component: mitochondrion; cytosol. Gene Ontology annotation, molecular function: deaminase activity. NCBI's taxonomy places the organism in Eukaryota, Fungi, Ascomycota, Eurotiomycetes, Eurotiales, Aspergillaceae.
AUGCCAGCCAACGGCCAGUCAUUUCUCCUCGACCCUGAGAAGGUCGCGGGGCCCACCCGAUACUCACACGCCCGCGUCGUAGCGCCUUCAACCCACCAUACAAUUUACAUCUCGGGCAUCGCUGCCGUAACCCCGGAGGGUACAUAUGAAGGAGUUAAGGAAAACCCGGAAGGAUCUUUCACAAUCGAUGUACGAGAGCAGACUGCGGCCGUUUUACGCCGAAUCGAAAGCAUCAUAAAGGGAGCUUCCAAUGGAAAGGCCGAUCUCCACAAUAUCGUGGAUUCAACAGUCUACAUCCUCGAUAUGAAGACGCAAUAUGCCGACAUGAAUGAGGAAUGGAACAAGAUUUGGUCCGAUCGUGCAAGCGCGCCGAGUCGAGCGACUAUCGGGGUGAAAGAAUUGCCAGAUCCUCGUUUUGCGGUGGAAAUCAAGGCAACAGCAAUUUUCGAGGCUUGA